Molecule: messenger RNA, 588 nt
Organism: Musa acuminata AAA Group (dessert banana)
Lineage: Eukaryota; Viridiplantae; Streptophyta; Magnoliopsida; Zingiberales; Musaceae
Product: acyl-CoA-binding protein-like
Exons: 4
Coding region: 127-465 (112 amino acids)
Biological process (GO): fatty acid metabolic process
Molecular function (GO): fatty-acyl-CoA binding
Source: RefSeq, a predicted model, not a curated record
GCUCACAGCUUCGGAGAAACCAAAGCACGGCUGUUUUGUGCGACUAUAAAAUGUGCGGACUCGCCCCCAAACGAACAUAAAACGACUGAAGCCUAAGCAGAGAAGAGGAAGUGGCGCGGCCGAUCGAUGGGUUUGAAGGAGGAGUUUGAAGAAUAUGCCGAGAAAGCAAAGACCUUGCCUGAAAAUACGACCAAUGAGAAUAAGCUGAUUCUCUACGGUCUCUACAAGCAAGCAACUGUUGGACCAGUUAAUACUAAGUUCACCCAGGUGCGCGUUGGUUUCAAAAAUGGGUCCAUACUUGAGCCAGCCCUAUGUUUUGCAGGUCGCCCGGGUGUGUUCAAUCAGAGGGACAGAGCAAAGUGGGACGCUUGGAAGGCUGUUGAAGGCAAAUCAAAGGAGGACGCCAUGAGCGACUACAUCACUACGAUCAAGCAGUUGUUGGAAGAGGCUGCAGCAGCUGCGUAGACUCCUCCUGUCCGAGUGCCAUCUUCUAGUGAUGCAUUGAUCAAUUAUCUUCUGAACGACAUCAGUAUUUCUUUCUUUCCCCGUGUAUUCACAUCUUCAUCUAUCAAAUAAGUUAUGUUUUAA